AUGAUGGAUGGAAUAAGCAAUGGAGGCAUGUUGUAUCACGAGGUACAGGAAUCGAAGCUCUGUGCUGUUCAUUGCAUUAACACUGUUCUUCAAGGGGCUGGUGAUUUGUUUUCUCAUAAUGUUUCUCUUGACGGUGAUUUCAGCAUCCAGGUUUUACAAAAGGCUUUGGAGGUGUGGGACCUACAAGUCAUUCCCCUUGAUUCUCCAGUUGCCGAGCCGGCCCAGGUUGAUCCCGAGCUGGAAAAUGCUUUCAUUUGUCAUUUGCAAGAUCAUUGGUUUUGUAUCCGCAAAGUGAACGGAGAGUGGUAUAACUUUGACAGUCUCUAUGCAGCUCCGCAGCACCUUUCCAAGUUUUACCUUGCAGCCUAUCUUGACUCUUUGAAAGGCUCUGGAUGGAGCAUAUUCCUGGUGAGAGGAAAUUUUCCGAAAGAGUUUCCCAUCUCUUCGUCCGAAGCUUCCAAUGGUUUCGGCCAGUGGCUUUUACCCGAAGAUGCUGAGAGAAUAACUAAAUCUUGUAACUCAGUACAGCAGGCUCCACAACAAGAAAGAGUCGCGGAAAGGCAACAAUAUUCGAAUCAGUUUCUUUCACGCGAGGAAGCUGAACUGUUUUCGGACAUGGAAGAUGAGGAUCUAAAGGCAGCUAUAGCAGCUAGUCUCAUGGAUUCAACCUCAGUUGUGACCAAUAUUGCUGAAGCUAGUAAUCCUCAAAAUAAUGACAAGCAAAAGAGUAUACAAGCGGAAACCAUUGAAGAAGCUAGUGUACCUCCCAGUGAUAAAACCGACGAACACUCGGAAGCUAUUGAAGCCGGUGCUCUUCUGAAUGAUAAAAACAAUCAACAAGCCGCGUCUUCUUUAGGCGGUGAUAACUCUCAAACGGAAAACCAGAAUAAAGAGAACACUCUCUGA
This is a messenger RNA of Vicia faba (fava bean), 906 nucleotides long. NCBI's taxonomy places the organism in Eukaryota, Viridiplantae, Streptophyta, Magnoliopsida, Fabales, Fabaceae. The record is from the annotation of a GenBank genome assembly.